AUGGCGACAGAGGAUGAUGACAUGGAAAAUCUUCAACACAAACAGAGAUUAAAGGCAUCUGUUCAUCAUACUGUGGUGAAAAUUUGUUCAGAACUAGUACAGGACGAUGAGGCUGGGAUUACCAUAGACAACUCAGUGAAGGCAGCUAUAGCAGAAACCACAUGGAGAUAUAUUCAAGAGGUUACGCAGGAUCUGGAAAUGUUCGCUAAACAUGCAAAAAGAACUACCAUUAAUGCUGAUGAUGUCAAGCUUCUGUUGAGAAAAUGUCCAAAACUUCUGGAGCACAUUUCAAGUAUACACCAGACACAUACUGAAAGCAGGGUGAAACAGAAGAAAAAAAGUACGACCAAGAAGAAAAGUAGCGCUGUACCUGUAGCUGACUCAGAUGAGGAAAACUGAUUACUACUACUGAACCAGCUCAGAAAACUGUUUA
Molecule: messenger RNA, 433 nt
Organism: Ylistrum balloti
Lineage: Eukaryota; Metazoa; Mollusca; Bivalvia; Pectinida; Pectinidae
Product: centromere protein S-like
Exons: 4
Coding region: 1-399 (132 amino acids)
Biological process (GO): replication fork processing; resolution of meiotic recombination intermediates
Cellular component (GO): FANCM-MHF complex; Fanconi anaemia nuclear complex
Molecular function (GO): chromatin binding; protein heterodimerization activity
Source: RefSeq, a predicted model, not a curated record